AUGCAUCACCAUUCGCAGCCGUCGCUCCUCUCCCAGCCAUCGCCUUUCUCCCAUCCGGCAGCCUCAUUGAUGGCCUCCCUGCGGCUCUCCUCUCCCAUGUAUGGCCCCCUCAGCCUCUUCCGUAUCCUCUCCUUUUCGUGCAUGCUUGUUCUUCCUCCUCCCUUUGUGUGCUCUCUGUCUCCAGUUCCCUCUCUCUGCCUUACUUCUCUCUCAUGCGUUGCCCACAAUUGCACCUCACCCUUUCCCAUCUGCAUGCGCUGUCCCGCCUUUGCCAUGCAUAUGCUGUCCAUUUGUCAACCCCGGCAGCUGCCAGCUGUCGCGCUCUCAUUCGUGGACCGCCACUGGAGUGGCAGCUCCCCAGGUACCGUGCGAGGCAUGGCAUGGGUCAUGGGGGAACUCGUGACUGCGUGUGCUGCUGGUGGUGCCGAAGCGGGUAGGGGAGCAGGACAACAGACAGCAGCAGCAGCAGCAGCAGGAGUUGAGGAGGGGGGUAAGGCUGUGAGGGAGGCUCUGCUGAGGGCAGGCGCCGUGUGGGCAAAGCAGUGGAGUGCUGUGCCGGCAGAGCAUGGGAACGGAGCUGCUGAGCUUUAUGUAUGA
Closterium sp. Naga37s-1 is the source of this 597-nucleotide messenger RNA. Lineage: Eukaryota; Viridiplantae; Streptophyta; Zygnematophyceae; Desmidiales; Closteriaceae. The record is from the annotation of a GenBank genome assembly.